CGCGAAUCACCAUUGUGCACAACUCAAAGUCUUUCCAUGAUGAAGAUACUUGCUCUCCACGGUCUUGGCUCGUCGACUUCGAUGCUCCAGCAGCAGCUAGCUCCGUUCGUGAGAGAUCUCGGCGCAAGCUACCAAUUCACAUUUCUUGAUGGAGAAAUACCCUGCGGAAGGGGGCCAGGCGUUCCAAAUUGGGUCUCAGGACCCUUCCAUUCAUACGCGACAGGCUUCACCCCACUCGAGGUUCGUGAGGCACUCGACCGGCUAGAAGUCUUUAUUCAAGAACAUGGUCCCUUUGAUGGCGUCUUUGGGUUCAGCCUGGGUGCUGCUCUCGCUAUUUCCUACAUGCUGGACCGUCAGUGCAAACACACACCAGCACCAUUUUCCUUUGCCGUCUUCUUCUCGCCCAUAUUUAUAGCUUCGCCAGAUGAGAGCUACUGCGAACAGCUUCUCCAGCGAUGGCUGGAUGAUGACCAUACAGUGUUCAGGUCCAAGUUCCCAGGUGGCGAAUUCAUGCCCCUGCUAGAUGAUUCAAGUGAGCGGACACUUGCCGAGUACUUACGGGUAGUUUUGUUGAUGCAGUCUAUGGGAGUUGGGAUGAUCUUACCCAAUACUACAAUCGACUUCCUUGGGGCCGGUGAGGUCGCGGGAAUUCCACGACUGGUACAUCCUGAUUUGCUUCAUGAGCGUAUAAGAAUACCCACUGUGCAUGUUACUGGUCGGAAGGACUCGCCAUACAUUGGGGAGCAGUCACGAAUUGCUCAAAAACUAUGUUCGGCCUCAAUUAUGCGCGUUCAUGAACAUGACGGAGGUCAUGAUGUGCCGUACAAGAGAUCGGACGUAAAGAAUAUUGUUUCCUCCAUCCAGGCAACGGCUAAGGAGGGUCGGGAUAUUCGAGACUUGUAUGAACUUUGAAUUUCACUCGGCUAUUUAGAGUAUUUCAAUACCAAUGUGUGUUUUUCAUCUCUCGUUUUACAUA
This is a messenger RNA of Penicillium samsonianum, 976 nucleotides long. RefSeq lists its product as uncharacterized. The record is from RefSeq and is a predicted model, not a curated record. The transcript has 2 exons. Gene Ontology annotation, cellular component: cytoplasm; nucleus. Lineage: Eukaryota; Fungi; Ascomycota; Eurotiomycetes; Eurotiales; Aspergillaceae. The coding region runs from base 37 to 912 and encodes 291 amino acids.